CGGCCUCUCUCCCCAUAGAAGAGCGUGCCCAGCCGCGUGUUGCUCCCUGUCUGUCUCUCUGCUUCCCUCUCCUCUGCUGUUCCCGUCCCCGGGAAGGAGAGAGAAGAGGAGUUACGCUCUCCUCAGAUUCCCCAACUUCUCUGCUCUGCCCUGCCCUGCCUGCUUCCUCCCUUACUUGGCUGAUUCGAUUCGGUACGGUCCGGGCGCCGAGCUGAUUGGGGGAAGCCUGGUUGGGUAGCUAACAGGCGAGGUUGGUGGCGGCUUCGACGGCGGCAGCGAUGCGGAUCCCGCGGCGGAAGGGCGGCGCGGCGGGGGUGGCGCUGGGCAUGCCGAGCCGGCGGGCGCAGAUCGCAGCGGUGUUCGCGCUCGCCGUGCUGCUCGGUGUCUCCGUCCUCUACGACAGCGCCCACAUCGCCGCCUCGCUGCGCCGCCACAGCGGCUACACCAGGCUCUCCGCCACCAGGGAGGAGGCGGCGGCGGGGGCACCGCCGGCGCGAGGGGUGGAAUCAGCGGAGGAGAGCACAGAUCGGAGCGACCCGCCCCCGCAGCAGGGGCAGGGGCAAGGGAAGGAGGAGGAGGCGUCUAGCACCAGGGCAAGAGCCGAUACGUCGACGCCGGAGACGGGAGUCGUGAAGGAGGUGGCGGCGGAAGGGGCCCACGGCAACGCGAGUUGCGACGUGUACAAGGGGAGGUGGGUGUACGACGACAAGAACGCGCCGCUGUACAAGGAGUCCGACUGCGAGUUCCUCACGGAGCAGGUCACCUGCAUGCGCAACGGCCGCCGCGACGACGAGUACCAGAAGUGGCGGUGGCAGCCGGACGAGUGCGAUCUCCCAAAAUUUGAGGCCAAGUUGCUUCUCGAGAAGCUACGGAACAAAAGAAUGAUGUUUGUGGGCGAUUCACUGAACCGGAACCAGUGGGAGUCCAUGGUGUGCCUGGUCCAGUCUGAGGUUCCAUGGGACAAGAAAAAGCUUGUCAAGAAUGGUUCUCUAAACGUAUUUCGCCUGGAGGAGUACAAUGCAACAAUUGAGUUCUAUUGGGCUCCUUUCCUAGUUGAGUCAAACUCAGAUGAUCCAGACAUCCAUAGCAUCACCGACCGCAUGAUCAUGCCAACUUCGAUCACCAAGCAUGCAGCAAAUUGGAUAGGAGUGGACUACUUGAUCUUCAACACUUACAUUUGGUGGAUGAACACCCCAAAGAUGAAAAUUGUGCAUGACGGAUCCUUUGCAAGUAAACCGGUCAAGUAUGAUGAAAUGGAUCGUGUGGUUGCAUACCGACAGAUCCUGAAGACGUGGUCUGGAUGGGUAGAAGAGCAUGUAGAUCCCAGAAGAACAAUGGUCUUAUUCAUGAGUGUGUCACCCGUCCAUAUGCAGAGUGAAGGCUGGGGCAGCCCUAACAACAUAAAAUGCUUCUCCGAGACACAACCGGCAAUCAAUUACACGAAAGAAUUGGAGCUGGGCACUGAUUGGGAUCUGUUCUCGGCAUCUCAUGGGUUCACAAAGGCGAUGAAGAAGGUGCCUGUGCACUUCAUCAACAUAACUGCAUUGUCAGAGAUCCGCAAGGAUGCACACACAUCUGUGCACACACUGCGACAGGGGAAGCUCCUGACGAAGGAGCAACAGGCCAAUCCACGCAAGUUUGCAGAUUGCAUCCACUGGUGCCUCCCUGGCUUGCCAGACACGUGGAAUGAGUUCAUUUAUGGGCACAUUGUGUCGAGCCCUCUACAGCAGCAGAUUGAGGAUCAGUCUCAAAGAUGACAGCGCAAAUAUGAAAUAUCUGCUUGCAAUCUGCUAGCUCAUGUUAGGGAGGUAAGAUGUUUAUUGAGGCCUAAUACUUUUUUCUAGAUCUAGAAAUCUAUGCUGUUGGUUUGCCUAGGAUUUGUUGGAAGGCACGCUGGCAGGAUAGCAAACUGUAGCUAUAUAAGCAACCAAGAUGGCCUGAGAGUUAUUAUACCGUCCGAAUGUGGCUAUUUAAGAGGAAUGCUUCGAAGCUUCUCACCUGAAAUGGAAUCGUAUUUCAGUUGAUACUGUACAUAAUUUUAUGAUACUCUUUCACGACUCAUGGGAAUAUACUUUUGGGACGUGCUUU
Messenger RNA from Brachypodium distachyon (stiff brome), 2088 nucleotides. RefSeq names its product protein trichome birefringence-like 28. Gene Ontology annotation, molecular function: O-acetyltransferase activity. Gene Ontology annotation, cellular component: Golgi apparatus. The record is from RefSeq and is a predicted model, not a curated record. Lineage: Eukaryota; Viridiplantae; Streptophyta; Magnoliopsida; Poales; Poaceae. The coding region runs from base 279 to 1757 and encodes 492 amino acids. The transcript is spliced from 6 exons.